AGAAGCCCAUUGAUUCUCACCUAUUUAUACCAUUAUCGCUCGAAUGCGAAUUUGUUUUUGUUUAUACUUUGAACCUGUAGCUACGUCACAUUUUCAGAACCAUAUUUUCAUUGAAGCAUUAUUGCCAUCAGCAUUUAUUUUUUCCUCCUGAAUCCGUUUUAAAUCAUCUCAUAGCAAACAAUUAGCAUCUGAAAGGACUCGAUGGCGCAGAGGCCCGCCUGAGAGGACAAUAACCCCACAAAGACGCGCAGGUGCUACCCUGAAAUGCUGUCAGAAGGGAAGAACCAGUCCUGGAGUAAAGUCCAAUGGGCUCAAUGUUGUUCAGCCAUCGAUCGCUGAAUUCAGGCCUGCGUGUCGAUGAGGCCCCGAUGAGAGCUCAGACAGUUUGCUCUGAAUGGGGCCUCCACCAUUUGAACUGACAUGGAGGAUGAAGAUGGCACUUGUUUACUUGAUGUUUUGUGUGACCCUCAAGCCCUGAAUGAUUUCCUUCAUGGAACCAGUGAGCUGGAGAAUGAAGACUUGCUCAUUAAUUCUUCUCCUGGGGAGCCCUCCCUCUUUGCUGAUGCCCCUAGUCCAGGGUCCCUAUUGGCGGAUGACACCCCAUCCCAGGACACACCCCCUUCAGGCUGUGUUGACUUGUCCUUCUUGGAGGAGGCACUUCUCAGCUCUCCGGAUGGGGGCGGGGGUCCUGAGGUAGGGGAAGGUGGCACAGUGGAGGCACCAGAAGAGGAGGAGGCUUGUGAUAUCCUGCGGCAAAGUCUACAGGAAGCUGACAUUACCGAGCAGACCCUGGCCCUGGAAGCGGGGCUAGCUCUACCCGGAGAUGGCCUGUCUCUUUACAACACCCCAGGAACACUAGCUGCCCCCCUUGCUUCACAGUUCCUCUCCAAACCACUGAGCACCUCUCCCUUACCGGCAAUGCCCCGUGACACGCAGGCGGCAGUGGAACCCCCACAGCCCUCUCUGCUGGCCGUGGGGCCAGGCUGUCCCUCCCUGAAGCCAGCUGCCCCACAGCUAAUGGGGCUUCUGCCAGGGACCGUGUUCCCUGGCACCCCCCCUGAGGCCUCUCUGUCCCUCAGCCCUGCUCAGGGCUCAGGCAUGCUCAUUCAGAAGGCUCUGCCCAGCCUAACAAAUCGUCCCCUGAUGACCGCCACACUGAGGGCAACAGCAGCUCCUGGGAUCCUGCUACCAAGAGGGCCUUUGCCAAUCCAACCCAAGUUGCCCGUCAACAUACAGCCCCGUUUGGUUCAGAUCAGCCCCAAGCCUGCAGGGCAGAAGACCUCUCAGAGCCUUACUUUGGUUCAGGGAACAGCAUCACCCAAUAUUCUGUUGUCACCUCCUUUGGGCCCGAAGCCACCUGCAGCUGCCCCGCAGCUCAGUAAGCCCGUGAGCCUGCAACUGCUGAACCAAGGUGGCUCAAUUGUCAUCCAGCCCCAGGGCAUCUUCCCAGGCCACAAUCAGUUCCUGGUUCCCAGUCAAACCCCUGUGACAGUUCCCCAGCCUGCAAGUGCUGCUCCUCCCCUGCUCACCCCUGCCAGUCAGCCUGGACCUUCAGUGCGGGGUGGGGCCUCUGCUUCUGGACACCUCAUGGACACCACUCAGAUCCUCACAGCACCCCCAAGACAGCUUAAUUUCAGCCCUGUGUUCACAACCCCCACAGGGCAGCUGGCACUGAGGCAAGGCACCCUCCUGUCAGGCCCCUUGCAAUUGCAGUCCACACCCCCUGCUGUUUUCCAAAUGCCUACACAGCUGACUGGAACCUACGCUCCACAGAGUCAGGGGCCACGUGGCACAUUGCUUCAGAGCACCGCUUUGGGGGGCCAUAUCACCCUCAUCAACAGCCCUGGGAUGCUGCCCCCGGAUGUGGCAUCCAUUUCUAUUGUUAAUGGCCCCUCGAUGGUGCAGGGGGUACCUUUUGCAGCUCAGGCCCAACGGCCUGUUCCAGGAGGGUCAGAGGGUCAACAAGGUCUCGCCCAGACCUCUGUCCUGCUGCUUCCUGAAACUGCAUCAGCUCUGGAGGAGAAAAGUUCCGGUGCAGAACAGCUCCUCCAAGUCCCUCAGCAUCUCCACCAUCAUGCCUCCCAGACCUGUCCACCAGAGCUCCAGUCAUCUCCACCGGUGGUGACCAUAGUGCCACCACAAAUGGAUGUCCCUCUGCACCAUGACCCAGCCAGUUCUUUGACCAACCACCUUUUGCCACCAGCAGAUGGACAGCAGGUGCUUGAUGGGGUACCCAGCUCCACUCCUCCAAAGCAUAACUUCAUACACCACCUCCAACAGGUCAGCCAGGCUCUUGAGCUGCCAUCCCCUUCAGCUGUGACCUUGCAGGUGCAAGUUGCCCCUCUGGUGUCCCCGUUGGCAGGUCAGAGAGAGUCCUCCACCCCUACAAUGCCCCCUGCUGGACAGGCAGGGGCCUCCACUGUGACAGCCAAACCUAGAGGGGUGACCACACCUACUCACCCAGGGACAGAACAAAUGGGGACUCGCUGCUCACCACUGAUUGGCCAAGGCACGCUGAGUACGCCUCCAGCCACCUUCUCCUCUCCGGCUGCUGGGCAGACUGGCAGCUUGUUAGGAGCUGGAUCCAGCAAAGCGGCCACACUGGUGCAACCCAGUAACCCGGUUCACACUGUGCCCUCCCCGCUGCCAGUUAGCAUCUCUGUUGUGCCGCAGCAGCCCACACCUCUCCCUGUAUCUGCAGGGCCUCAGCUGCAAACUGAGCCCACUACCCAGCAGCACUCUCAAGGCAAGCCAGCAGCUGUUUCCGCUCUGGAGAGUAAAGCGCUUUCUUUUGGCCUUUGCCCAACCUCACCGAAAAUCCAAGGGUCCCAGAUCCAAGGACUGCAUGGCACGAAGCAACACAGCCAAGUGACUCAGAUUCAGAAUGCGAUACAGCCAAGUACCCAGGUAGCAGCCUGCAAGGAUAAAGAGAGAGAGGAGAAACUCAACCCAGCAAUUCGCAGACACAGGUUCCAGCAACAGCUGUGUCUGGACCACGGUGCAGUUCUGAACCCAGAUGCCCGCUCCCCAUUUUUGUCUAUGGAGAACGCUGUGAAACGCCUGCUGCCGUACCACACCUGUGCAGGGUGCCCUCCCAGCCAGUCAGACUUCCUUACAGUGGACAAGCAGUUUGAGGUUAUGUCUGCACUGCUACUGAAACGUACCAAGGACAUGCUGAACAAGUACCGACAACUGCUGCUUGGGGAAGCCCAGCAGGUGAGCCCAUCUGCAGAGAUGGUGAUGCUGGAGCGCCUGUUUCUCCAGGCAGAGAGAGGAGUUCUUGGGGAAGAGCGCCGGAAGGCUCGGUUAGAACCAGAGUCUUUUCUGGCAUCUUUGCGUGAAACAGCAACUGGAGCUCCUUUCUUGCAGUUGAACAGCCCUCCAUCACCUCCGUCGUGGGCUCUGCUCUCCGACCGGCCCCCUGGGCUCAAAACAUAUCGCUCCAGUUGCCGGGGGGCACUAAAACUCACCAUAAAACACGAGUCGGGGUCCCGCAAGGUGGUCCACAACUCUGCAUGCGACGCAGCUCAUGUGUCUCCCUCAGGCCACAAGCAGGAUGGCGCUGGCCAGCAGACUAAUGGAGGAGACACACCUGGCAAGCAUGGGGACGAUCACCAGGAUCCACCUUGCACCCAGACCUGGAACCAGUCUGUGUCAGGAGGCACCGCCACUCUGGAGUCAGUAGAGGAUACCCAGCAGGUGGAAUACAGCAGUACACAUACAGCACCCUAUCUCCAGAUAGUGCCAGACCCACAGCCCACUGCUGGGGAGUCAUCCACCUUUGACCCUACCGUACAGCCUCCACAACCCAAGCGGCCACGACCGGACCCUGACCAGGAUCAGACGUGCCUGCCUUCUCAAGCGGAGGAUCACACCCUCAACGAGCACUUGCAGAGUGCGAUCGACAGCAUACUUGAGCUGCAGCGUCUGCAGGGGCCCCCUGGCCUUCAAACCGGGGCCCCUAGGGACGGAGCCUCAGUGCUGGAGCAAGCGGUCAGCAGCAUUCUGGAGGGACAGCGGUAGGAAAAAGGUGGCAAGGAAGGGAAGAGACACAGGAAGUGGCACACGGGUCAGGAAGUGUUGGCAGAAAGAAGGAAGUGAUAGCAGAUGGUAGUAAUGUCUAUGGGCUUAAUACUGCUCAGUACAAAUUUUAUGUAGAGGUUACUCAUUGAAUGCAUUCCAAUAAGAGGUACAGUUCUGCAUUUGUUUGUCAGGGGUGUGUGAAAUCAUUCAAUGGUGUUUAAAUGAAUUCUUCAGCAUUUAUAACACAUAUAUCGCAGUUCGAACACUGAAAUAGCAUUUACUGUAAAAAAGUACUUUAAAAAGCAAAAAUGGAAAAUUCCUGAAGUAUUUCAAAGGGACUUCCAUGUGCUUGAAAGUUUGUCCCUGUGUGGAGUACAUAUGUUUUUAUUAGUGUAGUAGCUAAUGGGCAGCAUCUGUUUCACUGAGGAUGAGGAUCUGUACUGUGGCCUGUGGUACAGAAGGAUGAAGGGGUUCAGGGCUUCUCCAUUUGCCCAACCUGAUGGAGGCAACGCUUCUAUGUCAACGGCUUCUACUUUGCGCGAAUGGGGAGCUGAGGUGGAAUUUGUUGAGGGACGAUUGGAUUCCGUGAAACGGCAUUAUCGCCGUUUCUGUUAGGAAGCAGAGGAAUGUUGAUGGCUUUGAACAGCCAACAGUAGUUAUGCAGCUAACCUCACCUUUAAUACACCAGCAAAUAUGAACUUUGCAUAAUUUUCUCCAGACUUUUUGGUGAAUGAAAACAAGCAAAUAUACUCUGUCCAAAGAGGGAUUUUCAAGGAAAUUAGAUUGCGAUCAUUUUUACUUCUCGCCACACAGAAGGGGAAAGAAUUUUUAAUUGUAAGGAGACUGGACUGAUUAGCAAUAACAAAGAAAUGGUUGUAAUGACUCCUGAAAUUAUUGUGAGAGAGAGAGAGAGAGAGCGAGAGAGAGAAAGAGAGAGAUUGCUGACUGAGUGUGAAAGACUGGCUUGGCUCACUCCGCAGUGCAGAAUUCAGUAAAGCAAAGCCAGGCUAAACUGAGUGCCACAUUCACCACUGCCUUCAGACCAGCCCUUCAAUUGCAAUACAGAGUAAGAGCUACAGGUUCAGCGGAAAAAGAGCUGGUCGCGGUGUUUGGAAACAGUUGGUUCUGUGUGAUGAUUGCCUUCGGUUGCACACACUGGGGUCUGCAGGAAUGUUUGGCAUAAUGUCCCAAAACAAUGAUGUGCGACGGUGACAUUUUUCUGCCACACCUUCAACUUCAGGCAUGUUUCAUGCUCAUUUUGCCCAAGAACACAUUGACAGCGUUUUUCAUUCUUCAAAUAGCCUUUGACCAAAAACCAAGUUAGUUGUCAGUUUCACAUAUUUAUUUUUUAAUAAUAGCUUUUCUGCAUCUUUUUUUCAGUUUAAUAACUUCUUGAAUGCGGGGCUCUUUUUAUAGAUUAUGAAUUACAGGUAAACCCUAGGCACUAUCCGAGGAUAAUGUUGGGAGUAUCAAAUGUGACCAGAUAUCACUGAAACCUACAUUAUAUGUAAAUGCAACAAAUCUGGCUUGUAAAGCAAGGUUAAUUUAGCAACACAAGAAGAAUGGACCAAAGCCUGGCAAAAAUUGCUUGUAUAUAAGAAAUUUUACUAUAUUUAUAAUAGGAAACAUCUGAUUGAAGCAAUGCAGACAGAACAAAAUUGAAGUAUUUUAAGUGAACAAGAAUUCUGAAUCCUGAGGAUGAGACCACUUCCCUCAGUUCAGAGUUCCAUUUGAUAUAACCAAACAAGUUCUUAGAAUUCAGGCUGUUUUUGUAGUGGAAGGUUCAUCUGCAUUUAGCUCUUUUGAUGCCCAGUGCUUAGAACUGUGAGCAAGUGUCUGCAUUCUGAUGACUAACUGAAGGAUACUGCUGCAUGUUGAGCCAUUUUGCUUUAUGUACUUUUUUUUUUUUGUUAAACUGUGAGUUAAUGUGACCUGGGAGCUCAGGUUGCACACUGUGCUUCAUCAAGAUAGAGGAGGGAGAAGGGAAGAGAAAAGAGAAAAAAAAAAAAAAAAAAAAA
Messenger RNA from Scleropages formosus (Asian bonytongue), 6041 nucleotides. Its product is annotated as BRD4-interacting chromatin-remodeling complex-associated protein. Bases 421 to 4023 code for a protein of 1200 amino acids. The transcript is spliced from 15 exons. Gene Ontology annotation, biological process: positive regulation of DNA-templated transcription. Lineage: Eukaryota; Metazoa; Chordata; Actinopteri; Osteoglossiformes; Osteoglossidae. Gene Ontology annotation, cellular component: SWI/SNF complex. The record is from RefSeq and is a predicted model, not a curated record.